Triticum turgidum subsp. durum (durum wheat) is the source of this 366-nucleotide messenger RNA. NCBI's taxonomy places the organism in Eukaryota, Viridiplantae, Streptophyta, Magnoliopsida, Poales, Poaceae. The record is from the annotation of a GenBank genome assembly.
AUGAAUGGGACCCUGUAUGUUUGCCUGGCUUGCGUAGGCUGCAACUGGUUGUAUUCUUGUACCAAACGCUCGGCGAUGCGGUCGCAAUACAACUUGACAGCAUCGCCCUGCAUGGACUGCUGUGUCCACUUCUUCUGUGAGAGUUGCGCGCUAUGCCAAGAGUACAAGGAGCUGGAAAACCGUGGCUUCAACAUGGCCAAAGGUCGCUGCGUCUUACUGAAAGAAUGCAUAGUCAAGAAAAUUCAUGUGUUUCACAAAGGCAAAGUAAUGAUGACUAAAUCAUUAAAUUUGCAGGAUGGGAAGGUCAAGAUGGUGGGAUGUGUGCAAGGCAUGAAAGCACCUGGGAAGCAAGGGAUGUGUUUCUAG